UCAUGCUGCUGCCAGGUCCAGAGUGUGUCAUGGGUCCCUGUACGGCCUCCCAUUGCUGCUGUCUCCAUCGCCACACUCUGCCAGUGCCACUUUCAGGUCUCCUCACACUGCUGGUGGGUUCCAUUUUGUCAUAGGGUGCUGGCAGAUUACGGGCCUCCCAUUGCUGCUGCCAGGCCCGUAAUCUGCCAUGGGCCCCGUACCGACUCCUCAUGCUGCUGCCAGGUCCAGAGUGUGUCAUGGGUCCCUGUACGGCCUCCCAUUGCUGCUGUCUCCAUCGCCACACUCUGCCAUGUGCCACUUUCAGGUCUCCUCACACUGCUGGUGGGUUCCAUUUUGUCA
Staurois parvus is the source of this 339-nucleotide messenger RNA. The record is from the annotation of a GenBank genome assembly. Lineage: Eukaryota; Metazoa; Chordata; Amphibia; Anura; Ranidae.